AUGACUGAAACAGUAGAAGCUCGGUCGUCGACCACCACCACCACCAUGGUCAUCGACGGCAAGAUCGGAGACGCCGCGCUGCUACUUGCACAGAAACCAAAGAAAACGUUCUCAGAUGAGAUAAACUCUACGUUCAGCUCGCCGCUGGCCUGGAUCCUGGUCCUGGCCCUCAUCAUUACGUGGUCUUGUGUUUUUGUCAUCAUGUUUGAUCUGAUAGACUACAAGACACUGUCAGGUCAGCCGCCUCCUAUCGUCAGGAAGGGUUUAAAGGAAUCAGGGCCUAGAGGAGGCCUCACAAAGAUCGGCUCGGACCCCGUGGGUGCAGUGAACCAAGCCAUGGAGGAGUCAACUAACAUGAUCAGUGUAAUAUUAAAAUUUGCUGCCAGCCUGGUCGCUCCUGAAGAAGAUGAAGUUUUAGUUUUAGGGAUGCAAGCAAAGACUCUACCAGUGGUUGAAGUUGUGGAGGAGGAAGAGGAGGAGGAGGAGGAAGGAGGAGAGGGAGAAGAAAUGGAGGCUGCUGGAGAGGAAGAGGAGGAGGAAGAGGAGGAGGAUGAGGAAGAAUAUGAUGACGAGGAGGAAUAUGAGGAUGAAGAGGAAUACGAUGAUGAAGAAUAUGAGGAGGAGGAAGAGGAGGAGGAGGAGGAGGGAGAAGAAGAAGAGGAGGAGCAGGAAGAGGAGGAGGAAGCAGCAGGAGUGGAAGAGGAGGAAGAGGGAGCAGAAGAGGAGGAGGAGGAGGAAGCAGCAGGAGUGGAAGAGGAGGAAGAGGGAGCAGAAGAGGAGGAGGAGGAAGAAGGACCAGUCGAAGCAGCUGCAGCUAAAGAGGCAAAGGCAGAGAAGGAGGAAGAGGAGGGGGAUGAAGAUGAUGAAGAUGAGGAAGAGGAAACAGAACCCGAAGCAGCCGCACCUGCUGACGAAGAUGAUAAUGAUGAAGAAGAAGAAGCAAAAGAAGGGGAAGGAGAAGAAGUGGCUGCUGCUGCUGAUGAUGAUGAUGAAGAUGAUGAAGAAGAUGAGGAACCUGCUGCUGCUGAGGAUGAUGAAGAUGAAGAAGAAGAUGAUGAUGAAGAUGAAGAAGUUUCUCCUGAGCCGAUCUCCACCUCUGAGGAUGAAGAUUCGGCUGUGUCACCUGACUCUGAGUCCGACGUACCUGUUGACAUCAAAGACAGUGAUGAAGAUGAGGUGACUCUCCCUGAAAAAGAAGAAGAUGAUGAUGAAGAUGAAGAUGACGAAGAUGAUGACACCAGUGACGAUGCAUUCACUGACACCUCGGACGUCACUGAAUCUGUACUUCUCUCCAGUGAUGAGGAGGGUGUCGCAUCAUCUGAUAGCGAUGAUGUCAUCGCAGAAGACACAGAAGACGACCUCGAUCUUCCUCCUGUUGCCGUUGACGACGAGGAUGAUGAUGAUGAUGAUGCUCACAAACUGGCAGAAGAGGAAGAGCUCCCUCCACUUCCUGCUCUCGAAGACGACGAUGAUGAUGAUGAAAACAAACACCUCGACACUCGUGAUGAGGAACAUGAUGAUGAUGAUGAUGAUGAUGCUCACAAACUGGCAGAAGAGGAAGAGCUCCCUCCACUUCCUGCUCUCGAAGAAGAUGAUGUCGAUGAUGAAGACAAACACCUCGACACUCAUGAUGAGGAAGAUGAUGAUGAUGAUGAAGAUGAUCUGGACCAAUCAGACGAGGACAUUUCCGUCGCCUCAUCUGACCGAUUCGCAGACGACGAAGACGAUGAGGAAGACAGCGAUCUCGACGAUAUUGAGCACGACCUCGCCGAAUUCGACCUCGAACACAAACUCGAUGAUGUCACUGAGGAAGACAUCCAUGACGAAGAUAAAGAUGAUGAAGAUAAAGAGGAAGAAAUUGACCUUCCUCCGGUUUACAGCACAGACAGCGGAGUCUUAGGCGAUGAUGACUACGAUGAUGUCACUCUCAAAACUGAUGAAGAGUCACUUGCAGAGACCUUCUACAGUGACGACAUCUCCUAUGAGACUACUGAUGAUGACGAUGAUGAUGAUGAAGAUAUUGAUACCAGCUCAUUUGAGUUCACGUUGGAUCGAGAAGACGAUAAAGAUGAAAUCACACUAGAAUGA
Messenger RNA from Scomber scombrus (Atlantic mackerel), 2088 nucleotides. Its product is annotated as protein starmaker-like. Bases 1 to 2088 code for a protein of 695 amino acids. Lineage: Eukaryota; Metazoa; Chordata; Actinopteri; Scombriformes; Scombridae. The record is from RefSeq and is a predicted model, not a curated record. The transcript is spliced from 6 exons. Gene Ontology annotation, cellular component: membrane; sarcoplasmic reticulum. Gene Ontology annotation, molecular function: signaling receptor binding.